GACAGCGAGGGGGCGUUCUCAUUUCGCCCUACGACAAGAGAGAGCAAACAGCCUCCACUUAUUUGCAGUAUUCAACUUUGAUUGAAAAGUUAUAUAGCAGGUUCCUAUCCAUACCAAAAUGGCUCAGCAUCCACUUCUGUCGUUGCCCGAGUUUAAGAACGUCUCAACUGGAUCGUUUGUGGUGAAGGAGCCACUGAAUUUUUGGGGAGGAGCGAGAGUGAAGCCGAAAGAUACGAAGAACUCCGAGAAAGUAUAUGAACCUGCAACGGGUCGAGUGUUGUGUGAUCUGAUUCCCUGUGGAGAGGAGGAGGUAGACCAGGCCAUUAAAAAUGCUCAUUCUGCAUACCUAAAGUGGCGUAAACUAUCUGGCAUGGAGCGGGCCAGGAUAAUGCUUGAGGCUGCCAGAAUUAUUAGGGAGCGCAAAGAGGAAAUUGCUAGAGUGGAAGUGAUCAACAAUGGCAAAUCCAUCUCUGAGGCUGUGGUGGAUAUGGAUAUUGCUUGGCAGUGUAUUGAGUACUAUGCUGGCAUUGCCCCCACACUGACAGGCCAGCAUAUUCAGCUUCCAGGAGGCUCUUUUGCCUACACCCGAAGAGAGCCACUGGGUGUGUGUGUUGGCAUAGGAGCCUGGAACUACCCCUUCCAGAUAGCUGCCUGGAAGUCAGCCCCAGCGAUUGCCUGUGGCAAUGCCAUGGUGUUUAAACCAUCUCCCAUGACCCCAGUGACAGCAGUCAUUCUGGCAGAGAUCUAUAAAGAAGCAGGUGUUCCAGAUGGACUCUUUAAUGUGGUACAAGGAGGAGCUGAGACUGGAGGACUGCUGUGCCACCAUCCCAUGGUGGCUAAAGUGUCCUUCACUGGCAGUGUUCCCACUGGAAAAAAGGUUAUGGAGAUGGCAGCAAAGGGUGUGAAGCAGGUCACUCUAGAACUUGGAGGGAAGUCACCAUUGAUCAUCUUUAAGGACUGUGACCUAGAAAAUGCAAUCAAAGGAGCCUUAAUGGCCAACUUCCUUACCCAAGGACAGGUGUGCUGCAAUGGAACACGGGUGUUUGUGCAGAGUGAGAUCAUGCCACAGUUCCUGGAAGAAGUGGUGAAAAGGACGAAAGCCAUCCCUGUGGGGGAUCCAAUGCUGGACGGAACACGCAUGGGUGCUCUUAUUAGCAAACCGCAAAUGGAAAAAGUGCUGGGCUUUGUCAAACAAGCUAAAGAACAGGGUGCAAAAGUGUUGUGUGGAGGAGAACGAUUUGUUCCCAGUGAUCCCAAAUUAAAAGAAGGGUAUUAUAUGUCCCCAUGUGUGCUAGAUAACUGCAGGGAUGACAUGACCUGUGUGAAGGAGGAGAUCUUUGGCCCUGUGAUGUCUGUUUUGCCUUUUGACACCGAGGAAGAGGUUCUUCAAAGGGCUAACAACACUACCUUUGGUUUGGCAUCUGGAGUCUUCACCAGGGAUAUAGCUCGUGCCCACAGAGUGGCUGAAAAUCUUCAGGCCGGAACAUGCUACAUCAACAACUACAAUAUCAGCCCGGUGGAGGUUCCUUUUGGAGGCUACAAAAUGUCAGGCUUUGGACGAGAGAAUGGCCAAGUGACCAUUGAGUACUACUCUCAGCUCAAGACUGUAGUGGUGGAAAUGGGAGACGUGAAAAGCAUCUUUUAGGCUAUUGUGGGGCUGCCCCUCAGCAUUCCUUACAGCAGUGUGAUUUUUUACAAGUAUUCAAAUCUAUAGCUCCUUGUCUGAAGUUUGGGACCUAACAUCUUUAAACUACAUUUUGAAUUGAUAAAACUAAUGGGCCUUUAGUAGUGUAGCCAUUUUAAUAUGGCAAACAAGGAUAAAGCUACAGUAUAUGCUUGUGUUUGAACUACUAAGUUUAAGAACUAACUUAAUUCAGCAAGAACUGGACUAUGUGUAGCAACUGUACAAUUAUUUUAAACACUAGCAGUCCCUGUGACAAUCCAUAUUUCUGUAUCUUUCUAGUUCCAGAAUGCCUUAAAUCAAGUUGAUAUAUUUCCAACAUGUAAGAGCACUAGAAUAGGCUUAACUUUUAACUAUGUAUGCAUUUCAGUGUUGUGAAUGGGCAUCUCACGAUUAUUAAAAAGUCGUCUGAUCACUGUGAUUAACUGCAGUUAUUUGAGAUAACUGCGAUUUAUUGUGCACCUCAAAUUCCAGUCACAUUUUAAUGCCCAAAUAAGGGAAUUUUAAGAGAAUAUAUACAGUAAAUGCCAUGAAUGUUGUGUUUGUGUGUCAUUCAGCUGAACUUCGAUCGUCACUGAGCUGCACCGCGGUUGCAUUUGAAGUUAUAUUUGAAGUUAUGUAAAAAUUACUUCUUAAGGUGUAUAAGUGUUUUAUGAAAUUGCACCUUAAGAAAUUACAAUUAAUCGUGAAAGCCCUAAAACAGAAAAUUAAUCGUAAUCGCAAUUAUUUGUUUGACAAUUAAUCAUCAGCCAAAUUUCAUAAUCGUGACAGCCCUAGUUGUGAAAUAUUAUUGUUUGCAAAUAGCGUCACAUAUUUUUCAAAACUACCAGCUAAAAUCUCUCUACCCCUAUCACUCAACAUCUUUUUAUGAUAGAAUACUUUGUAGAUCAGUGGUUUACUAUUUUACAGCAUUUCAAAUAAAAGUUCCUUGGUCUAAGUGGAAAA
Xyrauchen texanus (razorback sucker) is the source of this 2626-nucleotide messenger RNA. Its product is annotated as 4-trimethylaminobutyraldehyde dehydrogenase A-like. Bases 119 to 1645 code for a protein of 508 amino acids. The record is from RefSeq and is a predicted model, not a curated record. NCBI's taxonomy places the organism in Eukaryota, Metazoa, Chordata, Actinopteri, Cypriniformes, Catostomidae. The transcript has 12 exons. Gene Ontology annotation, molecular function: aminobutyraldehyde dehydrogenase (NAD+) activity; 4-trimethylammoniobutyraldehyde dehydrogenase (NAD+) activity.